This is a messenger RNA of Thalassophryne amazonica, 2174 nucleotides long. RefSeq names its product protein-arginine deiminase type-2-like. Bases 79 to 2094 code for a protein of 671 amino acids. The record is from RefSeq and is a predicted model, not a curated record. Gene Ontology annotation, cellular component: cytoplasm. Gene Ontology annotation, molecular function: calcium ion binding; protein-arginine deiminase activity. Lineage: Eukaryota; Metazoa; Chordata; Actinopteri; Batrachoidiformes; Batrachoididae. The transcript has 16 exons.
ACGUGUGGUCGGCGUCUUCAGGUCCAGCUUGUCAACAAGUGCAAAAUACUUUGUACAGCUACGACUCUGCUUCAUGAGAUGGACCACUCUCGCACACUCAGACUGGAUGUCGACAAACCCACCAACGUUGUAUAUGUGGUCGGAACCCAAGUCACUGUGGACUUGGACCGUACUGCUCCAAAUGGCUCUAAAUGCUUCACUGUGACGUGCACGCCCAACAUUAAUUUCAGCAUCCACCCUGCUUUUAACAUGGACACCAGCGCUCACAUCCCUCUCCAGGAACAUUCAUUUCUGCUUGUUAGCAUGACCCAAGCCAGCGAAACUGAAAACGACAGCAAGCUGUCUGUAACUUUCUACAGGGAGAACAAAAAGGAGCUGGGGAAAGCACUGAUGCAUUUGACAGCUUUUGAGAUCUCUCUAGAUGUGGAUGCUGACAGAGAUGGUGUUAUAGAGAAGAACAACCCGAACAAGGGGUCUUGGAAAUGGGGUCCCAGAGGACACGGCGCCGUCCUGCUGGUCAACUGUGACAGCGACAGUUCCCAUAAGAAGAAGCCCGACAGUGAGCAGGACUUUAUCUCCACAGUCAAAGACCUGAAGGACAUGUCUCCGAUGAUCCUGCGGACAAAAGGUCCUGCCAAGCUGCCAGCGGGCUACAAACUCAACAUGCACAUCACUCAGAGUGAAGCAGAGCAUGUCAGAGUCUUCAGAUCCAGAUCUGCUCAACUUGAGAACUACCCUUUGCCUCCAAAACUGCUCUACAAAUACUUUGUGAUGGAGUACCCGCUGGUGCUGAGCAGUGAGGUUCUGUGCCAGGAGGUGCCGUACCUCGGCGGAGAGGCAGAGAUGAAAUACUACGUGGAGGGACUCAGCUUCCUCGACAAAGACUUUGACGGCUUCGUCAGCAUCCAGCUCAGCCUGUUAGAACCCAUGUACUCGAAUCUUCCUGCAACUCCCAUUUUUGAAGACAAAGUUAUGUUCAAAGUGGCACCUUGGAUCAUGACACCCAACACCCUGAAGCCUGUACAGGUGUUUUGCUGCAGCACAUCUGACAAUCAAGGAUUUGUAAAAGCACUGAAAGCCCUGGUUGAAAAAAGUGGACAAGAGUUGAUUGUGUGUCCAGAGUACAUCAACAGAGGAGAUCGAUGGAUGCAAGAUGAAAUGGAGUUUGGCUACAUUGAGUCACCUCAUCAACAGUUUCCUGUUGUUCUGGAUUCCCCUCGAGACCGAGGACUCAAGGGCUUCCCGUACAUGCUACUGGGCCCUGACUUUGGCUAUGUGACAAGGAUUCCAAAAACAGAGGCAGUGAACAGUCUGGAUUCCUUUGGUAAUUUAGAGGUCAGUCCUCCUGUCACUGUGAAAGGGAAACACUACCCUCUGGGCAGAAUCAUCAUUGGAGUGUCCUUCCCUACGGAAUCUCACGGACGCAACAUGGCCAAAGUGGUUCAAAACUUCUUGUGGGCGCAGAAGGUUCAAGAUCCCAUUGCCUUGUUUUCUGACUGGCUUCUUGUUGGACAUGUGGAUGAGUUCAUGACCUUUGUUCCUGCACCUGACAGAAAGGGCUUCCGACUGGUGCUCGCCAGUCCAGAUGCAGCCUACAAGCUGUUCACAAAACUACAAAAGGAAGGACAUGGACAAGUCAAGCUAUUUGAGGGUCUGGGAGAAAGUGAAGAGAUUACAGUGGAUGAUUUACUGAGCAACCAAACCCUGGAGGCUGAAAACAUCUACGCCCAGAAAUGUAUUGACUGGAACAGGGAUGUCCUGAAGCAUGAGCUGGGUCUGGAAGAAGAGGACAUCGUCGACCUGCCAAUCCUCUUCAGGCUGGAGGACAAGGUCAGGGCGGUGGCCUACUACCCUGACAUGGUGAACAUGAUCGUGCUGGGUCAAAACCUUGGAGUGCCAAAGCCCUUCGGCCCCAAGGUGAACGGGCAGUGUGCGCUGGAGGCCGAGGUGUCGUCUCUGAUGGGGAAACUGGGUCUCAGCUGUACUUUCAUCGACGACUUCGCCACCUAUCACAAACUGCGAGGAGACGUGCACUGUGGCUCCAACGUCCUCAGAACACCGUUUGAGUUCAAAUGGUGGAACCUGGAGAUGUAAACUAAAUAAGAGCUGGAAAUGAUUUAGAAUGGUUCAGGCUGUUGUUUUAAAAUCAUCAGGGAUUUACCUCUGCUAAGUAG